Messenger RNA from Histoplasma mississippiense, 3465 nucleotides. RefSeq lists its product as hypothetical. Gene Ontology annotation, cellular component: trans-Golgi network; endosome; cytoplasm. Gene Ontology annotation, biological process: intra-Golgi vesicle-mediated transport. The transcript is spliced from 4 exons. The record is from RefSeq and is a predicted model, not a curated record. Gene Ontology annotation, molecular function: GTPase activator activity; protein binding. NCBI's taxonomy places the organism in Eukaryota, Fungi, Ascomycota, Eurotiomycetes, Onygenales, Ajellomycetaceae. The coding region runs from base 1 to 3465 and encodes 1154 amino acids.
AUGGGAAAUAUAAGCAGUAGGCCAGAUGAGCCGGGGUCUCUCUAUCUCAAGGACCAGACCAAGCUAGCCAUUGCAUCUGUCGUCGUCACCAACUCUCGUGGAAAUCUUCUCCUGAACAUUGCGCCAAAUCAAUUCCCCUCGACGAGGAUAAUACCUAGGAGGGAAUCGGGGGACGAUAGACCCAUAGAGUACAUCCAGGACCCAGAGUCUCCAUCUACUGGAUUACCCUCCUUUCUUCUAAAACUGUGUAAUGAUGAUGAGUUAAAUUUUCGCUUCACUUUUUUCCUUCGCCAGGGACAGACCAAGCAACCCGCACCUUUGACCACAAACGGCGUGGCGACUUGUCUUCCCGAGGCAAUUGAUACGGUUCUCACCGGUCUUACAUUCGCUCACGCAUCCAAUCCGAGAGAUCUGGAUAACCUGGUAACGCGAGAGUUCCAUGCCAACCCGAAUUUACAAAACAACUCCAAUGUAAAACAUGUGGGGAAUUUCUCGACUUCAGGGAGCCCGUCAAUCCAAUUUGACUGGUCGUGGAAAUGGAAGCCUCCUAGGCAAGCGGAAGAUAGAUGUGGCGGUUGGCGCAACUGCUGUAGCUUUCUUGACUACGAUCAAAGAACAAAUCGACUCAACACGCUGGCAACAUUUUCUUUCUGGGUUCAGAAUGUGUCUCGACCUUCGUCAAGCCCUCAAAUUCCUUCACCCCGAUUCGACCUGACUGUACCCCCUCGCCAUCGGGUGCCUUCCUCUCAAUCCGUCCAAUCUCGAAUAAGCGACACUGAAGCUAUCAACGAUCUCCUACCCCCUCCAACCCCUCCUGAGUUUGGGGAUAACCUGCAGACCCCACAUCCUCUGCCAGCCCAUAGCUCUGUAAAGUUAGACGUGACAUGUCAGCGGCCAGGGGAGGAUAUGAGUGCAGUUGAAGAUGGGCCUCUGUUCCGUGCUACAAUGAAGGCCUUGGAACAAAAAACAGGCAAUAUGCGGGCCAAGAUGAAAAAAGUUUUAAAAAAAGCUGAGGCUGCGCAUCAAGCCCAAAUCGCCUGUAACGACGCUGUUAGCGCCUUUAUCACGGCCCUCAAUGAUGCGUCUCUGUCUAACGCGAAUGCCAUUCAGCCUGCAUUAGAGCAUUACUUUGACCGAAUCGCCCGAGAAAUUCUGAAUUACGAGCAACAGAAUACCGUACACCUCCAAAAACUCAUCAUCGACCCUCUUUCUAAGUUAUAUAACCAUGACAUCAAACAAGCAGAAUCAAAGAAAAAGGACUUCGAAGAAGAGAGUAGAGAUUAUUAUGCCUACGUGGGACGGUAUCUUGGCCAGCGGCAAGAUUCCCUGAAAGAAAAAAAACGUGCCGAAAGCGAUUCAAAAUACCAAACAAAAAGAAGGAAUUUUGAGUUAAAACGUUUCGACUACUCAUCAUUCAUGCAGGACCUUCAUGGUGGACGGAAAGAACAGGAAGUAUUAUCCCACCUGACAAAGUAUGCUGAUACGCAAGCAAAGAGUUAUUUGGCUGCAGCGAAGAAGAUUGAGGAGAUGAUCCCACAACUGCAGGCGCUUAUAGAUGAAGUAUCCGAAGCCGAUAAAGAAUUCCAGUUUCAGCGUACGGAGAGGGAAGAGAAACGAAGGGCCCUAGAGACGAGCACAAAGAAGUAUAUCGAACCGGGAUCCGUACCGACCUCUGGUGUUACCGCUCUGGCACCGGGGAAUUCCAACUUUUCUCAUCAAUCCGACUCCGAACUUGGUCGAGCAGAUAGUACGGGCUCACAGCUAAAGACAGUCGCUACUAACAAUUCAGCGCAUUCUCCUUCCUUAAAUCCUCCUAUUCAUAUUGAGCCUCCCACAGGAUCAUUAUCUGCACUAUCAGGAUCAAAUCGAUUCAAAGGCAUUCGGGACUUAGAGGAUCGCGAUUCUUCCAGUCCGAUGCACGAUAUGCAAGAAGCUCAACAUCGAAAGGAGGGGCUUUUGUGGGCGUUAUCCCGCCCAGGCUCUCACAUAGAUCCCAAAGGGAUUAACAAACAAGCUUGGCAUAAGUUUUGGAUCGUCCUUGACCAAGGGAAGCUUUCAGAGUACAGCAAUUGGAAACAAAAGCUGGACUUGCACAUGGAGCCAAUCGAUCUACGGAUGGCAUCCGUUCGAGAAGCGCGUAAUGCCGAAAGAAGAUUCUGCUUUGAGGUUAUAACUCCCCAGUACAAGAGAAUAUAUCAGGCGACGUCGGAGGAGGACAUGAACGCCUGGAUUAUUGCUAUCAACAACGCAUUGCAAAGCGCUGUGGAAGGCAGAAGCCCUCCACCUGUUACUCUUCAACAGCCAAUAACUGAUGGAGCCAUUCGUCGUGGUAUUGGCUCCGUUCUGUCCGGGAAAGGGUCCCACUCCUCUCAGCAGGCACACUACAAUCCUCCUGUUUCCGGCGUGAAUCGUCGAACCACAGUUGGCGCCCGACCCUGUUACGUUCGGGGCGAUAACAAUAAUUACGAGGAGAAUCCGUCGAAACUUUUACAAACAGUCCGUGAAGCUGACCAAGGCAAUUGUUGGUGUGCGGAUUGCGGGUCGCUGUCUAAAGUUGAAUGGGUGUCAAUCAAUCUUGGGAUAGUUCUCUGUAUUGAAUGCAGUGGGAUUCAUCGGUCAUUGGGCACCCAUAUCUCAAAGAUCCGCUCACUUACCCUUGACAUUCAUUCAUUCUCCAAUGACAUUGUCGAGAUACUCCUUCAAGUUGGAAAUCGUGUUAGCAAUAUGGUUUGGGAAUCUCGACUGGAUCCCUCACUCAAGCCUACCGCUCAAUCAACUAGAGAACAACGUUUAAAGUUCAUUACGGCAAAGUAUAGCGAAAGGGCGUAUCUUCAGCCUUUAUCCGCUACCCUCUCUCGUUACGCUACAGCAGAAGAAACACUUCUGGCUUCUAUCAAAAGAAAUGACAUACAAGGUGUGUUAUAUGCAAUCGCCCUUCGCGCCAAUCUCAAUGUCACCGACCUGUCUCGGGGUACCCAUGCAGUGUUCCUGGCGCUUGCAGCUGCGGAUCCUGCCUUUCCCGCUUCGUCAGGGCAGGCAACAGCCAUGCCUUCGGGAUCCACCGCAGUACCGCCUUCAGCUGAAAAACAAAUACCAUUUCCCAUUGCGGAAUUGCUUGUACAAAAUGGAGCAGAGAUUCCAUCUGAAAUGCCAUCCAUCCCUUUAUCACCCGCAGCUCAGCUAUAUAUAAACCAAAGGACAGCCAAAAUAAGUGGAAGCUUUAUUGUCCAACCAAGAGCGCUUGCUUCGUCAAUGGGGGAUCAGGGAACUGACAUAACUUGCGCUCUGCCCUUGAUUCACAAUAGUGGCAAGCCCUCGUCCAACGGAGAGAACAUUUCAACGACGUCACCUGCUUCCCACCCACUUACCGGCCUCGACAACAAGGAGAGAGAGAGGUUGCAGAAGCGAGGCAGUGCUGGAGCUCGAUUUGCAGGAAAGGUGGCCUCAUUGGGAUCCGAUCGAUAG